This is a messenger RNA of Rattus rattus (black rat), 3359 nucleotides long. RefSeq names its product Wnt family member 16 (gene Wnt16). The record is from RefSeq and is a predicted model, not a curated record. Gene Ontology annotation, biological process: multicellular organism development; canonical Wnt signaling pathway; cell fate commitment. Lineage: Eukaryota; Metazoa; Chordata; Mammalia; Rodentia; Muridae. The transcript is spliced from 4 exons. Gene Ontology annotation, cellular component: extracellular region. Bases 282 to 1376 code for a protein of 364 amino acids. Gene Ontology annotation, molecular function: cytokine activity; frizzled binding.
CAUCAGCAGAAGUUUCUCACCUUGGAAAGCGAGGGACGCUCCCGCAUCUCCAGCACGUACUCACCUCUGCGCGAGUGGACCUUAGGCUACUUUCUCCACCGCAUCUUGCCUAGGGGACUGCCGAUUGUCUCUGUCCUUGCUGCCCUUUUUAAUGUUACCUUCCAGGGGAAAGAGGGCAAGGAACAACUGGGUGCUAGGAAACUGACCCCAGGCCCUGCGGGCUUCUGGAGAGAGGAGAGAGGAGAGGAGCGACUGGGGCUGGGGGCCUCCAUGCAUGGGCCAUGGACAGAGCGGCGCUCCUGGCCCUGCCCAGCUUGUGUGCGCUGUGGGCAGCCGUGCUGUCGCUGCUCCCCUGCGGAACCCAGGGCAACUGGAUGUGGUUGGGCAUCGCCUCCUUUGGGGUACCCGAGAAGCUGGGCUGCUCCGGCUUGCCGCUGAACAGCCGCCAGAAGGAGCUGUGCAAGAGGAAACCGUACCUGCUGCCUAGCAUCCGCGAGGGCGCCAGGCUGGGCAUUCAGGAGUGCAGAAGCCAGUUCCGACACGAGAGGUGGAACUGUAUGGUCGCCACUGCCACCUCCACCCAGCUCGCUACAGCUCCCCUCUUUGGCUAUGAACUGAGUAGCGGCACCAAGGAGACAGCAUUCAUUUAUGCCAUCAUGGCUGCAGGCCUGGUGCACUCUGUAACCAGGUCGUGCAGUGCAGGCAACAUGACCGAGUGUUCCUGUGACACCGCCUUGCAGAACGGUGGCUCAGCGAGUGAAGGCUGGCACUGGGGUGGAUGCUCUGAUGAUGUCCAGUACGGCAUGUGGUUCAGCAGAAAGUUUCUAGACUUACCGGUCAGAAACACCACAGAAAAAGAAAGCAAAGUCCUGCUAGCCAUGAAUCUACACAACAACGAGGCAGGGCGGCAGGCUGUCGCCAAGUUAAUGUCUGUGGACUGCCGCUGCCAUGGAGUUUCCGGCUCCUGUGCUGUGAAAACCUGCUGGAAAACUAUGUCUUCUUUUGAAAAGAUUGGGUAUUUUUUAAAGGAUAAAUAUGAAAACAGCAUCCAGAUCUCAGACAAAACCAAGAGGAAGAUGCGCAGGAGAGAAAAAGACCAGAGGCAGACACCCAUUCUCAAGGAUGACUUGCUAUACGUCCAUAAGUCUCCCAACUACUGCGUGGAGAACAAGAAACUGGGUAUUCCUGGGACCCAGGGCAGAGAGUGCAACCGUACGUCCGGAGGCGCUGAUGGCUGUAACCUCCUCUGCUGUGGCCGAGGCUACAACACCCACGUAGUCAGGCACGUGGAGAGGUGUGAGUGUAAGUUUAUCUGGUGCUGUUACGUCCGCUGCAGGAGGUGUGAAAGCAUGACCGAUGUCCACACUUGUAAGUAACCUCUCCAUCCAGCCUAGCAUGAGAUUGCCUCAGUAGCAACCAGCUGUGUUGUCAUCUGAAGGGCGCCCCCUACUGUGCACGGCGGGGAAGUCGCUGCCUGUAAAAGUGUUCCCAGACCCCCUGGGCCAGGCUGAGAUUUCUUCUUUCUGGCAGACUUCAAAUCACAAGCUGCACGUCAGGAUUGCUUGGGAUUCUAAAGUUGAAAAGGUUGGCAGUCGCCUUUGGAUAGUUUGGGGAAUAUUCGUUGGCAUAUAGGGAACAGCAAUCUGUUUCCGAAGCAAUAUGGAGAAAGGAAAAGAAAAGAAGAGAAGAGAAGAAAAAAAGAAAAGAAAGCCCUUAUCCCAGAGAACUGGUCCAGGUUUAGGAUAAGAUCUGGGGACGCGGUUACAGAAAUCAGUCAUGGUGGGUGCACAUUGAUAAUUUUUUAAAGACAUCUUUUAUAGGAGCAGUACACACGAGUUGCAUUUUUCCUUAAUAUUUUAAUAGAAUUAAUUAUAUUGUUUGUGCAUAGGCAAAAGAUGCUGAAAAUUAACCAAGGGGCAGGUGCUUACUUUAUUCUUCCAAACACUUCAAAAGAAGGGCCAUUGAAAAGGAUCACCAUUCAGAGAUACAAAAUUCCUUUUAAAAUCCCUUUAAAGAUGUUAAGUAAUACUUAUAAUCAAAAUGUUAAAAGUGAAACAUGAAUUGGAUUUUUAAGUGUUUUUAACCAAGAUGAUUUUGUCUGGGGAGUGGAAGACGUGUAAAGACUUGUAAUCUUUGGAUUUAUUUUUUUCUUUUAUUAUAGACCAGUUUCUACUCUUAAACACUCAGUUGUGAUAUACUGGGAGAAUCCUUAAAAGGAGUUGAGGAAAAUGGAAGGAAAAAGAUAAAGCACCCUUAAUUAUGUAAAGACAGUAUUUUGUAUAGUGUUUUACUUCAAAUGUUUUAUAUUUUGUAAAUACAGUAUUUAACUUAUGUAACAUAUUACGACGUAAAGACAUUCAUCGUUAAAGCCUGAAAGUACUAGAAUAAUAAGACUACAUCAAGAAAUGAGAACAGCUUUUCAGUUUUUUUCAUACCACUAAUUCCUUUUUAAAACAUUGGGGGGAAAGAUAAUUGAGGCAGUUACCUGGAUGUGUAGUUCUUGCCAAAAUGACAGUUUUCUUUAAAAGGAAAAAAAAAAAAUUGAGACAGGGUUUCUCUGCAGAGCCGUGGCUGUCUUGAAAACUGACAGUUUUCUGUGCUAUAGAUUAAAGUAUGUUACAAAAUACUGAAAAUCCUGUUAUUUCAGUAGCUAAAGUGGUCGAAUUCUCUUUUCAACCUUAGCUCUGCUUUCUUAUACUAAAUUCUACAGUAAAGGUCUUAGCUGGGAAAAAGAACUUAAGCCAGAAUAAUGUCAGAUUUGAUACUCUGGGUAUUUAUUAUAUUUUAUACAGUGUUGCCAUUUGAAUGCUGAGUGCUGUUUUUCUUUUUCUUUUUCUUUUUUCUUUUCUUUCCUGGUGGGGGGUGGUGGUGAAGCAUGGGUCUAAGAUCAGAACCCAGGGCCUUGCGCUUGCUAGGCCACUGCACUGCCACUGAGCUAAACCCCUAACCCCUGUUUCUUAGUUUAAUCUACAUAUUUGACAGAAGUACCCACUGAAGCCACACGGGGCUGCUUUUAGAUUGUUUUACUGUAAAUGCUUAUGCUUUUCUACUUUGCUAAAUAUUUUAGAAUUAUAUGGAAAAUAGUUUUUCUAAGUUCAGGAUGGACACAAAAAUACAUCCCUUUUCUUAUUAAUAAGAUCAAUAUUUAUCAAAGAUUUGGAUCUAUUUCCUAUUAAUUUUCUAAAGCAAUACAAAGUAACAAUUCGAAAAGCAAACCUCUGGAAGAUUUCUGGAGUCUGAUGUUAUAAAUCGCGACUUGAACGUUUAUUCGUGACCCUUAAAGUCUAACAGCUACUAUUUGCUAAGUGAGAAAUGUGGGCAUGGCAAACGGACAAAUACAAAGCUAAUUUGAAAGACUU